UCCGCCGCUUUGGCCAGGCAUGAAGUGUGGCUGCCUGGGUCCGACGUGCUGCGGCAUCUGCGGCCUUGCUGACGUUGCUGGCCGGCCGCGACUCACGCGCGACAAUGCCGCGCAAUGGACGCCUCCGCCGCUGCCCGACAAGAGGAACGAGGACAAGGCCGCCGAGCGCAAUGCAGAUGAUGGGCUGCCGACGCUGUGGUUUUGGCAGAUGGAAGGCUACCGGUGGCCGCUCGACGCAGCUGGCAAGGGCAUCGGGCGCAUCUACAACACCGCCUCGAGAGCCUGGACACGCCUCGCUGGUGACGACGACUUCCGAGCGGACGAGACGGGGGGGCGCUACCUGCGCGCGGAUGCGCAAAGAGAGCGAGAGAAGGAGCAGGAGAGGGCAGAGGAGGCGCAGCAGUGGGCCGAGACGGCUGCGGCCGAUCAGCAGGCCAGGCGCUCGCGCGUGGAGCAGCGGCGUGCAGCGGACGAUCAGAUCUGCUCACGCCACACGCGUGUGAGUGCGCCGCGCGCGGCUCGCGAGGAUGUGCGAGGGCGGAGGCUGCGGCAGUGGGCGAAGCGCUUCCGCGCGCCGCCGUCGUCGGGCGACGAGUCGUCCGAAGACGACGACUUUAAGCUCCAGCUCAGCUUGUGCCGGUCUCGGGCUGACCGGCGUGAGAUGCGCUUCUGGCGCCGCUGGGAGCGCGACGGGCGCCCCGAGAUCAUUCAUCCACCGCCGCCCACGCCCGAGCAGAUCGCAGCGGGCCUCAUCGAGGAGCUGGUGUGCACGCUCGAGUACGAGGCGCGCAAGGCCGAAGUCAUCGCCGACGGCGCCACGCUGUACAACAAGAACUGCUUCCGCAUCGACGCGCAGUCGCGGCGGCAUGACGACGACGACGCUGCCUUCGUGGCGUACCCGGACGGCUCGCGGAGCUGGGUACAUCGGCCCUUCCGGACGACGUACGACCCGAACGGCGGCAACGCGCCGGCGGACCUGCUCGGCGAGAAGGAUCCGCGCCUCCUCGUCAUGCCAUGGGCGACCGACUACUGCUUCCGCGAGCCGGACGUCGUGGAGGGCGCGACUGCCGAGGAGGUCGCGCAGGAGCACCUCGAGUUCCGCCGCUGCUGCACACACGACUGGUGCUUCGAGGUCGGCGUGCCGUGCACCGUCGACGAUCCGGAGCGCGUCCUGGUCGCCGUACUCAGCGUGCAUGAGACGUGGCACAUCUCGCAGCUCGUCGAGUGCUGGCGGGAGACCCGGCACGUCUUCGGCAUCGACGCCUUUCCGCGCAGCACCGACAUCCGACCGAGCGACGCCGCCGCCUCGAGCGCAGCACCGCCGCCGCCGCCGCGCCAGCCGCGCGAGCUUGUGCUGCCCUUUUGGCGAGUGCCCGUUGGCGGCUUCCCUGACAACUGCAUCCCCCAACCGUACGACGAGUAUCUCGAGUUCAAGCAGAUCGUCGAGCCGAUCGUGCAGCGCACAGGGCGGGAUUACUUUGCCGUUUGGAACGAGCAGUACAAAGAGCAUCAGGCGCAGUCGCCGUGCCUCCGCUCUAGCCGCGACGUGCGGCUUGGGCUCGAGCAGCAGCGGCUGGCGUGCGGCCAGCACCAUCUCCGCCCCCUGCAGCCGGUGUGCGUGCGCGUGAGGCCGCGGCGAGACUCGCCAGCCACAGAGGCUAUCGCACGCGAAAAGGGCGUCUUUGCGCCUCAUCUGCCGAAUAGCGAGGCGGCCUUCAAAGCGGGGCUCUCGGCCAAGGCGCAGAAGUGGGAGCAGCGCUACGUGUGCAUCUGCGGCGCCUCGUACGAGGAGAUGCUGCUCGUCGCGCGCAGCGACGACAUCGCCCGGCAGUCGCGUGAGGUGUAUCACGAGAUCCGCAGACAGUGGAUGAUCGAGGAGGAGCGCAAGGAGCAAGAGCGAGAGGAGGCGAUUCAGCGAAAGCGCCAGAGAGCGACGCGGGCAUCAGGUCUGCUCAAAGGGCUGUCGGCGAUGAAGACGCUGAUCGAAUCGUCUGCCGCCGACCCGCUCGUCGCGGUCGCUCGAGGCCGCUCCGUGAGCAUUCUGUGCGCCUCAUCGUCGCAGCAGCCGCCUCCACCGGCGACGCCUUGCUGCACGCUCGACGCGCCGGCGGCGGUGCUGCGGUGGGCGCCCGACUCGCCGCCGCGGCUGCUCGCCGCCUCUGCCCUUGGUGAGCUUGCGUUGUGCGAAGCCGCUCGUGUGGCGGGCGCGAUCAGCUCGCCACUCUCGCGCACCGCCACCUUCUCGAGCGAUGUGCUCCUCGCCCUCGAGUGGCUGCGCCCGUCGCCGCUGCGCGAGCGGCAGCCAGGGGCUGGCGGGUCGGCAUCGUGCUGCUCGUUCGGCGACGGCGAUGCCUUUUUGGCCGUCUCGGCAUCCCUGGUGGUCUCGCUCCACUGGCGCUCUCGCUUUGCGGCCGAGACUGCCGCCGACACCGCCAGCGGCUGGAGCUCGGCGAGGGGAAGGCUGCCGGCCGCCGACUGCUCCGCCGACUGCGCAGCGGUGGGGAGCGGCGAGGGCAGCCCGCCGGUGGUCGCCGUCUCGCGCGGCGCGAGGGUGCUGCUCGCGCGCGUCGCGCUGCUCGACCCGCCCCCGCUGCGAGCCGCCGGUCAGCUGGUGCUCUCCCCUGUCGCAGAGCUGCUGCUCGCCGGCCCACCAGCCCGUCCGCCGAGCAGCGGCCCGCAGUCCACGAGGCCGCAGAGCUCCGGUACGCAGACCGCCGGCCGACUCUGCUGGCUCGGGGUCGGGGCGGACGGGCGAGUGGUCGCCGUCGCCAACGGAGGCGAGCGCGCCGCUGCCGAGUCGCACUGGCGCACCUGUGGUCCGCUGCUGUGCGCUCAGUUGGCGGCGGCCGCUCUGAGCCACGGCGCCGCCUCCGCCGCUGACGGCUUCCUGCUGCAGACGGCGCUGUCGGCGAGCGGCACCACGCUCAUCGAUGCCCUCCGCCGGGCGACGCCGCCCGGCGAGCAGCGGCUGCUCGGCGCGCCGGACGCGCUUCCCGCGCCGAGCGGCGCGCGCACUAGCGCCGACUACAGUGCGCUCCUCCCCGAGUGCGAGUGGCUGUUGCGGCUGCUCUGGCUCUGGCUCGCAGGGCGGCGGGCUGCGAGCGAGGGCGCGGCGCCGCUCCCGUUUGGCGAGGCUGCUGACUGGGCGGCUGCGGGCCCGUGGGCGGCGCUCCCUCCUCCGGUGCGUGCGGUUCUGCCGCUGGCGACGGCGAUCGCGCUCAAGCGGGCGAGAGCGGAGGCGGCGCGAGACGAGGCGCGGCGCGACGAGGCCGAGCGGCGCAAGUCGCUUCCCGGCGCCGUCGCUUCGGCCGGCGGCGGCUCGAUGCACGCGGCGCAGCUGCAGGCGUUGCACCGUGCCGCCGCGCCCCACCUCAAGCCGCAGCCAGCCGAUGCGGGCGACGAGCAAGAACCUCCGCCCCCGCCGGGCGCCGCCGACGCGUGGGCGCUCUUUGGCGCCCGCUGCCGGCUCGGCCUCUCCGCAGCGGACGGGCACGCGGCGUGCGUCCCGCCGCGCGAAGUGCCUCCGAUCGCCGACACCGUGGAGAGCGGGCCGCUGCGCGCAUACCGGGCGCUGGUCGAGCGGGCCGGAGUGCCGCUGCCAGCACAGUACGUGCACGGCGUGCCGGUCGGCUGA
Messenger RNA from Emiliania huxleyi CCMP1516, 3634 nucleotides. RefSeq lists its product as hypothetical. The transcript is spliced from 6 exons. The coding region runs from base 20 to 3634 and encodes 1204 amino acids. Lineage: Eukaryota; Haptophyta; Isochrysidales; Noelaerhabdaceae. The record is from RefSeq and is a predicted model, not a curated record.